Messenger RNA from Magnusiomyces paraingens, 1932 nucleotides. RefSeq lists its product as uncharacterized. NCBI's taxonomy places the organism in Eukaryota, Fungi, Ascomycota, Dipodascomycetes, Dipodascales, Dipodascaceae. The transcript has a single exon. The record is from RefSeq and is a predicted model, not a curated record. Bases 1 to 1932 code for a protein of 643 amino acids.
AUGUUUCAAGACUUGUCGGUUGAUACCAAGCAGGAACCUGCAGUUAUUAAAAACAUCCCAAUUCCUUAUACCCCAGAGUCAUUGAUACAAUCAUCUUCUUUAUCGAUUUCAUCAACCGCCUCUCCAUCUAAAAGACAUCAGCUGGUUGCGCGCCUAAAAGAGCGAUUAUCAGGUACUUUCUUCCGGCCAGCCGUACGUUAUGAAUACCCUAGCGAGAAGAACAAUUUGCAGCCUAAUGGCAGCACUGUUACCAUCAAUAGAAACAGCAGUAGUAACAACAACAAUACCAUUGGGGGCCCCAGAUUCAGAAAUACCAAUGCUCCUACAAUCAUUCCAGAUGAUUUAGCACGUAAACUUCAACAGUCGUUUCCUUACAGGGGGAAAAAAGAUUUGCGGGGGAUUGACGAUGAGGAAGAAGAAGAGAAUGGGCAACAACAGCUGUCGCAACAGAGUAUGCAACAACAGCAGCCGUUCUAUUAUACUGACAAUCCAACACAUACGUCAUAUGUUGCAAACCGGGGCUCUGCGCGACGUGCAUUUUCACUUGUUCGACCAGGUGCUAAAAUGGGCGAAAGUGGUGGAAACAAUAGCAGCACGCAUGUAGACGAGAGCGACUGUGGAGAAGCAAAUCAAAAAAAAAGAGGAUCAUAUUAUUAUUACCACGACUAUAAUGAUGGUAGCGAGGCGCCCUAUGAAGCAGACAGUUCAAUAUCACACUCGUCGCUGGGCUCUGGAUGUUUGUCUGAGUACAACCAGUUGGUUGGUAACCAGGGCGUUGGUAAAAAAGGUGAUUUUGUUAGAGGCAGUAGCAGCAGCAGCAACAGCAGCAGCAGCAACAUCAGCAGCAACAUUAGUAGCAGCAGAAGUAGUAUUAACAGCGGCAUUAGCAGCAUAAGUAGCAGCAUCAACGGAAAUAUUCAUACAAGAGGGCGGCUAACCCGACUACAUCGACUACGGUCUUUGUCACAGGCGGCGGAAGAAACCGCUGCUUCAUGGCGGCCAAGAUUGGGGAUGGAAAAAAAAAAUGACAUCCAAGUAACUGCCCACAAUGAUUCAAGCAACGUCGUAGACUGGUGUGUGAAGAUGACACCACAAGAAUAUUACUACCCGACGGUGGAUACGGCCACGCGUAACUUGUUUUUUAACGGGAAACGUGGUGGGCAAGAAGGUACCAGGGGGUCCAGGGACCAACCUUGUUUAGUGGGCGCCGGAAAAGAAGAUAGAGAAGGCGUGCGGGCCUUGUUUCGGACGAGCACAAACUAUAUGCGGCGGAUGGGAAGCUUACGGCGGUUAGGGGAACAAACAAUAGAGUAUCCCAGAGACCGUGACCCAGGGUACAAUGAUGGAUAUUAUGAAAAUGAUCAAGUGGAGAUUUAUCAAGACCCACAGCCCAUAUCUGCUAGCACUAUUGUAUAUGAUGGGGAAAUUGGAGCAAGCGGACUGUUGUCGCGUAAUGGCAGUAGGUAUACGGCGCGGUCUGCGCGAUCAGUAUAUUCCAAUACCACGGUGUCGUCAUCCAAGUCUUCAGCAGGUGGUGGAGGAGCAUUAUCCCAACGGACUGUACUACGGUCGCGCGUGAAUGGGAACAGUGAGCGUGAAUUGGAGCGGUUACAGGAGCAAGAUCGGCGCAAGGGGGACAGUGGUGGUAGUAGUAGUAAUGGCGUAGACAAAACUACAGGUUCUACCAAUACUCGAAGCAUUGUUGGGAGUAAGCGUCGGGCUGAGUCAGUCCGUGCACGACGACGGAAACGGCGGAUGGGUGCCAAAACUGACGACAGUAAUGGUGAUGACAACCAUGACUUGGACAAGUCACUAGCCAAAACAAACGCACAAUCGUUCUCGUGCUCACCAGGAACUACUCAAUUUAUUUUCAAUGACAUGCAAGAUGUGUACAGUUUAAUGAUGGCUGAAGACAGUGUAUUAUUUGAUUGA